Trichophyton rubrum CBS 118892 is the source of this 2967-nucleotide messenger RNA. RefSeq lists its product as uncharacterized. The transcript has 7 exons. The record is from RefSeq and is a predicted model, not a curated record. Gene Ontology annotation, molecular function: ATP binding; nucleic acid binding. Bases 1 to 2967 code for a protein of 988 amino acids. NCBI's taxonomy places the organism in Eukaryota, Fungi, Ascomycota, Eurotiomycetes, Onygenales, Arthrodermataceae.
AUGGUCAGCAGUAGUUCUCAGAAAAAUUUUCGCUCUCUCCUGAGCACAUUUCGCUCUCCAAGCUAUAAACCUGCCAAAACUCCAGAGGAGAAUGAUGAGUUCGAAGGAACUCCAACGAAAAAGGCAUACCGGGGGGACUCCCUUCUCCCAAACUUCGAAGAGUUCCAGCGCCAACCACAGAUACCCAAUGCCGAAAUUGACGUACUUGAUGAUGAUAUUCCCCUGGAUGCUUUUGAUAAGGAGUUGCUGUCACAGCUAGGUCAUGAUGCAACGGAACUAACUGUACCGAUGUAUGAACAAAAAGUUAUACCUCAACCUGAACCUUUCUCAACGCCUUUACAUCGGGGACGCUCCAGUAAAUUUGGCAGUUCAAAUACCCUCAUUACUCCACCAUUUCGACCACUGGCCUCCAGUUCUUCAGACUUUGAAUCGCCCCCGAGCCCGUCACUUACAGUUGAAGGAAUCUCUAGAGGGAGACUCCAUGGCCUGGACGUCCAUAAAAGUCCACAUUGGCCACCUGCACGGGAUAUCACUCCUCCGGUUACAUUUUCCCCUUUUCAGAGACGAGCAGUUGUCAAAUCUCCAGAGAUUCAGUUGAAACAUGCACCACCUAUUAUACAAGGCAUUAGACUUGUAUCUACUCGCGAACUCCCAGAUCGAUUUCGGACUCUCUUCUCUUUCCCGCUCUUUAACGCAAUCCAGUCCAAGACAUUCCCUGUGAUAUACCAUCGGGCCGAUAAUGUCGUCCUAUCUGCUCCCACUGGGAGUGGGAAAACAGUAAUCAUGGAACUAGCUAUCUGCAAGCUUGUUUCUGAUCUUAAGGAUUCACAUUUCAAAGUUGUUUACCUAGCACCUACAAAAUCACUAUGCUCCGAAAGAUUCCGGGACUGGCGUGCAAAAUUUGCUCCUCUCGACUUAAAAUGUGCCGAACUUACUGGGGAUACUGACCACUUUCAAAUUAGAAACGUCCAACAAGCCAGUAUCAUUAUUACAACCCCUGAAAAGUGGGACAGCAUGACUAGGAAAUGGAAGGACCACAUGAAGCUAAUGCAGCUCAUCAAGUUAGUUCUUAUCGAUGAGGUACAUAUCCUGAAAGAAGCCCGCGGAGCUAUAUUAGAAGCAGUAAUAUCCCGUAUGAAGUCAGUGAAUUCCAAUGUUCGCUUCGUGGCCUUAAGUGCUACCGUUCCAAAUUCGGAAGAUAUUGCAAGCUGGUUAGGAAAAGAUCCAACGAACCAACAUCUUCCAGCUCAUAGAGAGCGGUUCGGAGAAGAGUUCCGGCCCGUUACGCUUCAGAAGUUCGUUUACGGGUACCAAGCCAAUGGAAAUGAUUUCGCAUUCGAUAAAGUUUGUGAGACUAAACUUCCAGAAGUCCUUGCUAAGCAUUCGUCCAAGAAACCCAUCUUAGUGUUCUGCUGCACUAGGAAUUCGGCAAUUGCAACGUCAAAAAAUUUAGCAAAACUAUGGUCCUCAACCAAUCCCUCUCAAAGGCUUUGGAAAAGCCCUACAAAACCCAUCCACGUUCAGAACGCUGAUUUGAGCGGUAUUGUUUCUACCGGGGUAGCAUUCCAUCAUGCUGGUCUUGAUAGCGCUGAUCGGCAUACCAUUGAAACCAGCUUUCUAAAUGGCCAAAUAAAUGUGAUAUGUUGUACGUCAACAUUAGCUGUUGGUGUGAAUUUGCCAUGUCACCUAGUGGUCAUCAAAAACACAGUAUCCUGGCAAGACGGUGGUUGCAAGGAGUACGCGGACUUAGAAAUGAUGCAAAUGCUAGGCAGAGCAGGGCGACCGCAGUUUGAUGACAGUGCAGUCGGAGUUAUAAUAACUCGGAAGGAGAGAGUAGGCCACUACGAAAAGCUUGUUUCUGGCUCUGACCCUCUUGAGAGCUGCUUACAUCUGAACUUAAUAGAUCACCUCAAUGCUGAAAUAGGCCUCGGCACAGUUACAGACAUCGAAUCAGCAAUUCGAUGGCUUCGAGGGACUUUCUUUUUUGUUAGACUACAGCGAAAUCCUACCUAUUACAAACUAAAAGAGGGUGGUAAUAGGGCAGAUGAAGAGGAAUUGCUACGGCAGACUUGCGAAAAGGACCUGGAACUGCUCCAGGAAAAUGACCUAGUGACAGCAAACCCCCCGUUCAAAUCCACAGAGCUUGGAGAUGCAAUGGCUCGGUAUUACGUGAAGUUUGAAACGAUGAAGCUGUUUUUAUCUCUGCCUCAAAAAGCAAAAAUGUCUGAGAUACUUUCGGUCAUUGCUCAAGCAGAUGAAUUCCGGGAUAUACGGCUAAAGCCUGGUGAGAAAUCUCUGUACAAGGAGAUAAACAAAGCAAGUGGCAUCAAAUUUCCUAUCAAAACGGACAUAAAUCUUUCGGCUCAUAAAAUAACUCUCCUGAUUCAAUCUGAGUUGGGUGCUGUGGAACUUCCGUCUGGCGAACAAUUUCAGAAACACAGACUAUCGUUUCAACAGGAUAAAAGCCUAGUCUUUUCUCACAUCAACCGAAUUAUUCGCUGCAUCAUUGACUGCCAACUAGCUCAUGGAGAUUCGGUAAGCGCAAGACAUGCUCUUGAGCUAUCCCGGAGCCUAGGAGCAAAAGCUUGGGAUGACUCUGUGUUACAACUCAAGCAAAUAGACCAGAUCGGGAUCGUGGCGGUUCGGAAAUUUGCAAGUGCUGGCAUCACGAAUAUGGAGCAGCUAGAGGCGGCGGAACCAAUUCGUAUUGAAACUAUACUGUCAAGGAAUCCGCCCUUUGGCAUGAAAUUACUUACCCGAGUAGCCGAAUUCCCAAAGCCAAGGGUUUCUUUGAAAGAAGUUGGGAAGGAUAUUAAACCAGGGAAAAUUCCACGAGUUAAAUUUAAAGCAGAUAUUGGAUUUGUCAACGAGAAACCGCCUCUUUAUUUCCAAAAACGGCAGGUUUACGUAUGCUUUCUAGCAGAAAUUUCCGACGGCCGGAUCAUCGACUUUCGACGUUUUCAGUAG